Mytilus trossulus (common blue mussel) is the source of this 2862-nucleotide messenger RNA. Its product is annotated as substance-P receptor-like. Bases 149 to 1192 code for a protein of 347 amino acids. The record is from RefSeq and is a predicted model, not a curated record. Gene Ontology annotation, cellular component: plasma membrane. The transcript has 2 exons. Lineage: Eukaryota; Metazoa; Mollusca; Bivalvia; Mytilida; Mytilidae. Gene Ontology annotation, biological process: G protein-coupled receptor signaling pathway; cellular response to hormone stimulus. Gene Ontology annotation, molecular function: G protein-coupled receptor activity; peptide binding.
UCGAAUACACAAUUGCUAAAGAUCUACUUGGAUAUCUGAUGACAGCAUGAGUGUUAUACAAUAUUCAUAAUUCCAGAUAGUCACAGAACAACAAGGACUUUAGUAGCAUUGGCAUCAUAAUAUUUUGCAGAUUCACAGGAAAAUAAGGAUGGGAGAUGAAGAGAAGGCGGACUUUGAUAAUGCGUUGGUUAUUACUAUCUUCUUGUUAAUAUGGAUGGUGGGAAUAGUCAUAUCUAAUGGCACUGUGGCUAGUAUAUUACUUCUACGAAGACGCCUCCGAAAUAUACCAAAUUUGUAUAUUGUUGCUUUGUCUUUUUCCCAGUUACUUAUAGGAACAUUCGUCAUUAUUUCUACAAUUUUUGGAGUUAACUUAAUCAGCACACCGACGGCUUGGUGUAUUACUGCUCCAUUUUUUGAACUUUUUGCGUUUUCAGCUGGCAUAUUUUACCUAGUUGGAUUGACAGUAGAUAGAGACCGGGCUAUUCUUCAUCCUAUGUCGUACAAACCAACUAUACAGAAAACAGUUGUAAUCUUAGUCAUAUUAACGAUAGGAGCUUUGGUUUAUAGUGUACAUGUAUUUAUCCAGUAUGUUAUCAGCAACUCUGUUAACAAUGACAAUAACGAUGAAAUGACCAGUUCUAACGUAAGCAACCAUGAGUCCAGCAACGUGUGUAAUAUCCUUACAGAAGAUGAGUCGUCAGAUUUAUGGUUUAGAAUUUUAGAUUUUGUGUUGCUUUUCAUGCUGCCAAUGAUAGCUAUGGUAAUAAUGUACUAUCGUAUUAUUAAAGCAUUGUGGGCGCCAACCAUAUUAACCACGUCAUCUACCAUACGAAAACGAAAGGUAAUUCGAUCAUCUGUCGUUUGUGUUACAUCAUUUCUAAUAUGCUGGUUACCAUUCUAUCUUCUAGACAUAAUUCAUGACAGUAUUGAGGUAAUCACGGGAGACGAAGUUAGCGGGAAAGGUUAUGAUGUUGCUCGGAUUGUUGUUAUAUUCCUUGCGUUGUCAAAUAGUCUGAUUAAUCCCAUUAUUUACGGAUUUUUAAACAAACAAUUUCAAAGAGAAAUGAGGCUUAUCAAAAUCAAAUAUUUUUGUAAAAGUAACCAAAUUGCUGAUACUCACAUCAACACUCACAAUCACACAAUGGGCAUCAAACAAGGAAAUUCCAGUCAACAAACAUCAUUGCCAGCAUAAAUACAUACAAAUGGCAACAAACAACGAUGUUCAUGUCAAUAACCACCAUUGCCAGCAUAAAUACAUACAAAUGGCAACAAGCAAUAAUGUUUCAGCCAAAAAACAUCAUUGACAGCAUGAAUACAUACAAAUGCCAACAAACAAGGAUGUUCCACUUAACAAAAAAUAAUGUUUCACUUAAUAAACAAUGAACGAAGGAUGUUCCACUUAACAAACAAGGAUGUUCUACUCAACGAGCUUCAUUUCCAGCAUGAAUACAUACAAAUGUCAACAAACAUCGAUGUUCCACUCAACAAACAAUGAUCUUCCACUUAACAAUCAAGGAUGUUCCACUUAACAAACAAGGAUGUUCCACUAAACACACAAGGAUGUUCCACUAAACUAACAAGGAUGUUCCACUUAACAAACAAGAAAGUUCCACUUAACAAACAAGGAUGUUCCACUUAACAAACAAGGAUGUUUCACUCAGGAAACAAGGCUGUUCCACUUAACAAACUUCAUUUCCAGCAGUACAUACACAUGGCAACAAACAGCGAUGUUCCACUUAACAAACAAGGAUGUUCCACUUAACAAACAAGGAUGUUCCACUCAACAAACAAGGAUGUUCCACUCAGGAAACAAGGCUGUUCCACUUAACAAACAAGGCUGUUCCACUCAACAAACUUCAUUUCCAGCAGUACAUACACAUGGCAACAGACAGCCAUGUUCCACUGAACAAAUAAGGAUGUUCCACUUAACAAACAAGGAUAUUCCACUUAACAAACAAGGAUGUUCCACUGAACAAACAAUGAUGUUCCACUUAACAAACAAUGAUGUUCCACUUAACAAACAAUGAUGUUCCACUCAAGAAACAAUGAUGUUCCACUCAACAAACAAGGAUGUUCCACUCAACAAACAAGGAUGCUCCACUCAAGAAACAAUGAUGUUCCACUUAACAAACAAGGAUGUUCCACUCAACAAACAAUGAUGUUCCACUCACGAAACAAUGAUGUUCCACUUAACAAACAAGGAUGUUCCACUCAACAAACAAUGAUGUUCCACUCAACAAACAAGGGUGUUCCACUCAACAAAUAAGUAUGCCUCCGGGUGCGGAAAUUUCUCGCUACAUUGAAGACCUGUUGGUGACUUUCUGCUGUUGUUUUUUUCUAUGGUCGGGUUGAUGUCUCUUUGACACAUUCUCCAUUUCCAUUCUCAAUUUUAUGUUCCACUCAACAAACAAUGAUGUUCCACUUAACAAACAAAGAUGUUCUUCUCAAGAAACAAUGAUGUUCCACUCAACAAACAAUGAUGUUCCACUCAAGAAACAAAGAUGUUCCACUCACUAAGCAAUGAUGUUCCACUCAACAAACAAUGAUGCUCCACUCAACAAACAAUGAUGUUCCACUCAAGAAACAAUGAUGCUCCAAUCAACAAACAAUGAUGUUCCACUCAAAUAAGAAGGAUGAUCCACUCAACAAACAUCAUUGCCAGUAAACUUAGAACAAUGUAACUGUUUUGAUUUACAGCUAUGCUUGUCUCUGAAACAUACUUUAAGUAACGGAAAUGAUGUAAAUCUUCAACAGAAGCCUGCCACUAUUAUUUGAACAAACUGUUUCAUUAUAAAUCAUGUAAUAUCAAUCUGUUAUUUUUGUUUCAUUUGGUUUUGUAUAACACAUUAAAUCAGUUAUCAA